AUGUCCGCCCACCUUCUCUCCGAAGUCGAGCUCCAAACCAUCUCCCAAAAGGCCAUAGAAGCCAAAUCCAAAGCAUACUGUCAGCGCAUCAACCCCUCAAUUAACAUUCGUCUUCUGUCACCUCUAACAAGGAGACCAGGCCGCUACUCAAACUUCCACGUAGGCGCCUGCAUCCUCACGUCCACAGGAGAAUACAUCUCCGGCGCCAACAUUGAGAAUGCCGCGUAUCCCGUGGGCGUAUGCGCCGAGCGCGUCGCAUUCGGAACUGCCAUUAUGCAAGGCCACCGAUCCUUCAAGGCCAUAGCCGUAGCGACAGAUAUCAAGCCCGCGGCCAGUCCGUGCGGGAUGUGCAGGCAGUUUAUGCGCGAAUUCACAACCCCGUCUUUCCCGAUAUACAUGUUCGACAAGGACGGAGAGUAUAAAAUUGCGACUAUUGCGGAGCUUCUGCCCGAUUCGUUUGGACCGGAUGAUUUGUCCUAG
Talaromyces atroroseus is the source of this 480-nucleotide messenger RNA. RefSeq lists its product as hypothetical. Bases 1 to 480 code for a protein of 159 amino acids. NCBI's taxonomy places the organism in Eukaryota, Fungi, Ascomycota, Eurotiomycetes, Eurotiales, Trichocomaceae. Gene Ontology annotation, molecular function: cytidine deaminase activity; zinc ion binding. Gene Ontology annotation, cellular component: cytosol. The transcript is spliced from 4 exons. The record is from RefSeq and is a predicted model, not a curated record.